Molecule: messenger RNA, 627 nt
Organism: Prunus armeniaca (apricot)
Lineage: Eukaryota; Viridiplantae; Streptophyta; Magnoliopsida; Rosales; Rosaceae
Source: the annotation of a GenBank genome assembly
AUGAUGGCUGAAAGUGUGAGUGAGAAGAAGAUGAGGAAGAAGAAGCGUGGUUCAAGUAACAAAGAAGGCAGAUUGACCAAGUCAUGGCCAUGUCUUCCACCACAGCUUGUCAACUUAUUAAGCCAAAAGGACUCAACUAUAAUGCAAAACAUGAGUUUUCAAGGUGUGUCCAAGUCAUGGAGGUCAGCACAAGGCAAUGCGAUCCCAAGAGUCAUCUUAAUCCCAGACUUCUACACUUAUUCCCUCAAAAAUUGGCAAACCACACCCUUCACAAAUAACUUCUUCUGGGACCCAAGGAAGCAACAUCAUCAGAAUUCAUCACACCGCCUUGUUGGGUCCACAAAUGGCUUACUCAUUGCCAAAGCAUCUCACAAUCCUCUUCAAUAUUGUGUGUGGGACCCAAUUAGGAGCCUCAAGUUGGACCUACCACAGUGGGAUGCCAAUGUUCCAUUUAAAUGUGCAGCCUUGUCCUCAGCAGAGGAAGAUAAAUGUCAUGGGAAAUCUCUCACAGUAAUGGUCUUAACUGGUAUGAACCAUCCAGCUUUCUUGUUCUACAAGAUACAAGGAGGCAGUGAAUAUGCUUGGGUAAAACAAGAUUGCACAAUUACUGACCCUCAACCCCAUUAG